Messenger RNA from Labeo rohita (rohu), 2896 nucleotides. RefSeq names its product calcium/calmodulin-dependent protein kinase 1Db (gene camk1db). The transcript is spliced from 12 exons. NCBI's taxonomy places the organism in Eukaryota, Metazoa, Chordata, Actinopteri, Cypriniformes, Cyprinidae. The record is from RefSeq and is a predicted model, not a curated record. The coding region runs from base 654 to 1682 and encodes 342 amino acids. Gene Ontology annotation, biological process: peptidyl-serine phosphorylation. Gene Ontology annotation, molecular function: calmodulin binding; calcium/calmodulin-dependent protein kinase activity; ATP binding. Gene Ontology annotation, cellular component: intracellular anatomical structure; cytoplasm.
UUCCUGACGCAGUCUGUUCAGCCGUCUGCUGUCAUCCCUCACACGCGCUCAGCGCUUAUUUACCGGGCAACAGUUGCAUCAUCUGUCAACCGGUGCGGUAGAGCAGCCCUACUUUGCAAUACCUCGAGAACACGGAAUCACGCAUUUGCGCGCGCGUUACACGUUCUGUUGGUUCAGCUCGAGCGCGUCUCCUCGUCGCGGUGAGUCAGUGAGGCGGGAUCCGCGAUUGGAUUAGUCGCUGUGCGUCGGUCAGUCCUCGUUCUGUUUGGCGGUACCGUAACCGGGCGGCAUGAAACGGAAUGCGGGCAACGAUUAAAACCGGUCACAGAGUCACAGAGAGCGAUACUCGCGUUCGCGGCUUUAUCCGUUUGUGUUUUGUGUUUCCUGUAAGGCUGGAAAGAUUGACGCGUUAAGAAGGUUAUUCGGAGGCAGCGCUCACCCUGGAAGCACCAUGGCCAGGGGAAGCGAGGAAUCUGUGAAUGGAUCGUGGAAAAAGCAAGUGGAUGACAUCAGGAAGAUAUUUGAGUUUAAGGAAAUCCUCGGGACGGUUUGCCAGUCAACCAUGUUACAACAGUUUUCUACAGUAAAGUGAUUGUUGCCACUGUGGGGCAUUUUCUGAGGUGGUCCUGGCCCAGGAGAAGGCCACAGGAGAGAUGUACGCCGUGAAAUGCAUCCCAAAAAAAGCACUAAGAGGAAAAGAGAGCGGAAUAGAAAACGAGAUUGCGGUGCUGAGGAAGAUCAAGCAUGAGAACAUUGUGGCACUGGAAGACAUUUACGAGAGCCCCACUCAUUUGUAUCUUAUUAUGCAACUUGUGUCAGGCGGGGAGUUGUUUGAUCGUAUUGUAGAGAGGGGUUUCUACACGGAGCAGGAUGCCAGCGCGUUAAUCAAACAGGUUCUGGAUGCGGUUAACUACCUCCAUUCGCUGGGGAUAGUCCACCGAGACCUGAAGCCAGAGAAUCUGCUCUAUUUUAACCCACAUGAGGAAUCCAAGAUUAUGAUAAGUGAUUUCGGCCUGUCCAAGAUGGAGGGCGCAGCCAAUGACAUAAUGUCCACGGCUUGUGGGACGCCAGGAUACGUGGCUCCAGAGGUAUUAGCGCAGAAGCCUUACAGCAAAGCUGUGGACUGCUGGUCCAUCGGAGUGAUUGCUUACAUCUUGUUAUGUGGAUACCCUCCGUUUUACGAUGAGAAUGACUCCAAACUGUUUGAGCAAAUACUGAGGGCAGAAUACGAGUUUGAUUCCCCAUACUGGGAUGAUAUUUCUGAUUCAGCUAAAGACUUCAUUAGUAACCUGAUGCAGAAAGAUCCAGAAAAGAGGUUCACUUGUGAAGAGGCUCUUCGGCAUCCAUGGAUAGCUGGUGAUACUGCGCUCUGUAAGAACAUCCACGAAUCAGUCAGCCGACAGAUGAAGAAGAACUUCGCCAAAGCAAAAUGGCGACAAGCGUUUAAUGCUACCGCAGUGAUCAGGCACAUGAGACGUCUUCAGCUCGGCAGCAGUAUGGAUUCCUCUCAACACAGGAAGCAGAAUCCACCAUCCAUGCCAGGGAAAAGUCAGUCGGUCGAUGUUUCCUCAGUCCACCGCAACGACUGUUCGUCCAUGCAAGCGACAAACUCUUCCUCGAGGACGCCCGAGCGCCACACGCGGCCAUCCACGGUCACUACCAUCAUCACUGGCUCCAAAUGACAUCACUUCCUGUCAGACUGCUCACUUGACUGUUGCACUUUGUGGAAAGACGUGUUUUCUUCUAUUUAACGGUAACUUCCAUUGUCCGCAGUCGCCCGUUCAAACCAGUUUUCCUUUCUGGAAAGCCAAUGGCGUACUAAGAAACGAGGCUUAAAAAUAGCGGCCUGUGUGAAUUUCAGGGACUGUUUUGUCAGGAUUUGGACGUUUGAAUGGAUAUUACAAACCAUGAGAUGAAGAACAGCUUUGAGUAUUAAUAGAAGAUAUAAAAGGUGUAGAUAAAACCGUUUCAUUCAUUAAAAAGGUGUACCUUUUGCUGCUUUAUUUCAACCUGCUGCUGUUAUGAACAACCAAACGAUAAAGGAUGUGAGAUUUCCAGAAGCUGGUGUAGUAAAUACAGGCUAAUAAAUAAUAGCCAAUACGUAUAAACGUAAAAUUCGGUUCUGGAUGCAUCUGGCAUUUAUUCAUGAGAGAAUGAAGGAUGUGACUAUUGUACAAAUAGAAAUGUGCAGAUUAAUGUUUUUAUCAGCAAUUCGUUAAUAUAAGUGAAAGAAUCUGGAGUGAUUUGUGUGUAAAUGUUUCUGAAAGUAUAAAAUGGUGGUGAAAAGCACUUUUUGUGUAUGUUUUGGAUUUAUUUUGUAAGCUUUGCUUUUUAAAAUGACUUUUGGUCACACUUUACAUUGCAGUGAUUAUGUUGCGUUGUGUAAAUUCAGGUAUUGCUAUUGCCACUGUACAUUAUAUGUAAUAUAGACACUGUAAUGUAAACUGUUAUAUCAUAAUUUAGUUCUUUUAUUGUGGCUAAUGAGGAGAUCGAACAACGCUUGGCCAAUAACGUGUAUGUUUUAUCACAGAUCUAUAUGAAAAGUACCAGCUUCAGUGACGGACAUCUGUAUUUGCUGAUCUUGUGUUUCAGUGAAGCGAAAACGACUAAAAUUUCACACAUCGUCCCAGUGUACGGAUGCAAACAUCGCAGUUUUCCAGUUUAACCGAAGCUGUUUUGAUAUGAUGUGUCCACUGAUAUACGACUGUGAGCGGUUCAAACAGUAAAUCUUGCAUGUCAUCCUGGUCUUCAUACCGGCCCGCUGAAUUUAGCAGCUGAGUGCUGGUUCUUUCAUUCAGGUCGCAGAAAUGAUGUAAGCAGUGUUUUCUCUUUAGUAGAUUUGUUCUGUGGUGAGUGUAUGGUUUCAAAUUUUCAUUAAACACAAUGAUAACACCUG